AUGCGGUUUUCAGGAGACGCUAUCGAUCCGUUCAAAAGAGAGUUGAACAAAGCAUUUUACCGUUCUGGGGCUAUGGAUAUCCUAUUUUUUGUUGUUAACAUUAUCAAGUAUAUGGAUUGCGAUCCCGGAUUGCUUGUGGAACUUGUUUUGAAACUGCGACUUCAGGUGUUUUCACCGGGUGACUACAUCUGUCGCAAAGGUGAUAUUGGGAAAGAGAUGUAUAUUGUAAAGCGUGGAAAACUGAGUGUCGUGUCGGAGGAUGGAAAAACAGUCUUUGUCACUCUCGGGGAGGGUUCCGUGUUUGGAGAGAUUUCCAUCUUGGAUAUUGCAGGUAAUAAGACUGGGAACAGACGUUCGGCUAAUGUAAGAUCGGUCGGCUAUUCCGAUUUGUUUUGCUUGAGCAAAGAUGAUUUGUGGGAUGCGCUGACCGAGUACCCGGAGGCCAAAGAGAUUUUGAUGCAAAGGGGAGAGGAAAUUUUGCGCAAAGACAAUUUGAUUGACGAGGAAGUGUUGCGUAAAGCGCAGGAGAAGAAAGAGACCAUUGAACAAUGUGUUACACGUAUUGAUACCACACUGAACCAGAUGAGUACGCGACUGGCAAGACUGAUAGGAGAAUUCGGUGCCAGUCAGGUGAAACUGAAACGUCGUUUAACAAGAUUGGAAGAGUAUCAAUACUUUUUAGAGAAUCAAAUACCGGACAGUGCAUUCAUAGGAUCCGGUGAACCAGGUGGAGCGAGGAACCCAAAUCUGCUUGCACCGGAACUACAGCUACCUGGUCAGGUUAUCAUCAGUCCUGCCACACCGAAUACCAUCACGGUGCCCUCGACUUCAUCAAUGGCUAGAAUAUCGCGAACCGCGGUGCCGACAUUCUCUCAGAAACAAAGAGACUCGGUCAUCAGUGUGGCUUCAACCACUGAAAGAAGAGAAUCGCUAAGUUCCCUUGGCUCUUCCAUGACAUGUGCCACUAUUCCGUCCAAUAGCUCACAAUCAAAUAAAGAUCGUGGCAAUUGA
Echinostoma caproni is the source of this 1011-nucleotide messenger RNA. NCBI's taxonomy places the organism in Eukaryota, Metazoa, Platyhelminthes, Trematoda, Plagiorchiida, Echinostomatidae. The record is from the annotation of a GenBank genome assembly.